CGCAUUUAAGCGUUGGAGAGAGAAGUUCCACUUCCACUAUGCUAAAAAAAAAAUGGAGUGGGAAAGAGACCAAACUGCAAAUGACGCCAUUGAAGAAGAAGAUGGAGGGAAUAACGUCUCCGAGUACGAACAGUUCAGGGAAGAACGAAUCAAGGAAAACCUUGAAAGGAUGCAAAAGCUGGGUAUUUUCGAACUCUCUCGCGCGUUCCAGUCUACCAAGCCCCCCGCCGUCACUCGCAAGACUCGUAAAACUAAAACCCCUCAGCCGCCUCUCUCCCCUGUGCUUCGUCCUCAACCCAUUCGCCGAUCCUCCAGGCUGCAAAAUGUAACGCCUGUUAGCUACACAGAAGUGCGAGUGGGAAAGAGCCUCAAGUCUUUGGGUUUUGAGGAUGAUUUGCUGAGGGAGGCUGGUUCAAAGCCAGAGACGUAUAGUGAAGAGCAUGAGAAGUUGUUGGGUAGCACUAAGAUGAACUGGACUCUAUUUGUUGAUGGAUAUGGAAAGGAUGGGAAGCGAAUUUAUGAUCCUGUCAAGGGAAAGACUUGCCAUCAAUGCAGGCAGAAAACUCUUGGCCAUCGUACCCAUUGCAGCAAGUGCAACAUGGUCCAAGGACAGUUUUGUGGAGAUUGUUUGUACAUGAGAUAUGGAGAACAUGUGCUCGAAGCAAAUUGUAAUCCAGAUUGGAUAUGCCCUGUUUGUCGUGGAAUUUGCAACUGCAGCUUGUGCCGCCAAGCAAAGGGCUGGGCUCCUACUGGUCCUCUUUACAAGAAGAUCAAGAAUUUGGGUUAUGAGUCGGUUGCACAUUAUCUCAUUCAAACCCGUCGAGCAAAUACCAAUCCUGAGAAUAAUGUACCCAACAGCCCCCCAGAUUCUGCAAAGGGAUCACUGCCUUUUUCAGAUGUGGAAGCAACAUUAUCCUCAGAGAAGGAAUCCUAUGAGGCCUGCAAUGACUCAAAGGAGUUGCCGAAUAGCCAAACUGCAGAGAAAAUAAUGGACUACGAGGCCACUGAAUCCCUAUCCCAGGAAACUAUCCCUAUCCUAGGAAACUAUCCCAACUCCGAUGAUGUGUCAUCAUUGGGGGUCAGUCUAAAUAAUGUCAAGCAUGCGUCAAGCGAUACCAGUGAUGGUGAGCCUAGUCCUGGCGAUCUUGCACCAGAAACGAGUUCAAAAUCAAUAAGGAAGAGGCGAGCUGCUGAGGGAAUCCCGGGUGAUAGCAUUGCUGAAAGGCAAAGGCAGAGGCAUAAUUAGAACAAUUAAUGUCAGCACACUCUUAGGAACGUCGAAAUGUUCAGUAUAAUUUGCUUAAACUGAUGCUGCUGCAUCUUCCCCCUGGUAAUGCAGAGUGCCUAAACCUUUCUGAAAUGGGUGAAGUUUUUAUUGUCUAUAAUAUAUUGCAAGGGUUCUGCUCAACCAUUUUUGCUGGUGUGGCAUUGCACUUUUGCUUCCUGUAAUCCUAUCCAUAAGACCUUGUAGUCCUGUAACAUUUGCCCAAGAACUAUGUAAAAUGUCCUACUUUCAAUAUC
Ipomoea nil (Japanese morning glory) is the source of this 1521-nucleotide messenger RNA. Its product is annotated as cell division cycle-associated protein 7-like. The transcript has 5 exons. The coding region runs from base 53 to 1246 and encodes 397 amino acids. Gene Ontology annotation, biological process: regulation of DNA-templated transcription. Gene Ontology annotation, cellular component: nucleus. NCBI's taxonomy places the organism in Eukaryota, Viridiplantae, Streptophyta, Magnoliopsida, Solanales, Convolvulaceae. The record is from RefSeq and is a predicted model, not a curated record.